CAAAUUCUUGGAAAUCUGAUCUGCACACAAGAAGAUUAUGAAAAGCUUUAUCGGGUUGUUUGUAGGAAAAAUUUGAACAUAGAAAAAAUUAAAUCUGAUGGGACUCGAAUGGCGAAAGCCCUGGAAAUUAUAGCCACAAAACUCUCCGAAGGCUGCCGCGGCGUCAUAGCGCGUGAAAUUCACGGGAGAAUUGAUCUGGACGAUAUGUGCACCAAAUUCAAACUAGCGGGUCCAAGUUUGGUCAAGCUCGGCACGUGCUCGGCAUUUGAAUCUGGCAUUAUCCAAAGUGAAGUGUGUUACCAAGGUGAAGGACAAAGUGUGAGAGGAAAUGGUGUUACGCGGGUGAACGCAAGCUUUCUUCAUCUUUCUCUUGUCAUGUCAUUUGUGUUAAGCAG
Lymnaea stagnalis (great pond snail) is the source of this 395-nucleotide messenger RNA. The record is from the annotation of a GenBank genome assembly. NCBI's taxonomy places the organism in Eukaryota, Metazoa, Mollusca, Gastropoda, Lymnaeidae.